UGUUUUAUGUCGGUUAUUUUCAUUCAUUUCACAUAAAAAUAACCCCAAGACAAGAAAACAAUGCAGUUAUCCCUAAUAUUGCCUGGAUUCUACGCCCACCACAGGUUUUCGCACUUGAACUGUGCCAUUCCUCGUUCCCCAUCAAAAUUUAAAUGAUACCCCACACCUCAGGAUACGUAUCCUAGAUGCAUGACUAACUGAAAACUAUGACUUUUAAUAGUUCGACUUAUCAUUCCUAAGGUUCUUCAGCGUCGGCAAGAUGGGAGCGUCGGAUUCUACAGAGGCUAUGGUAAUUACCGUCGUGGAUUUGGUAAUCUUGACGGUGAAUUUUGGCUUGGAAACCAGAAUAUGCACCGAAUAACUGAACAAGACGAGUACGAGCUAUUAGUUGAAUUGUGGGAUUUCAAUGAGACUAAAGUGGAUGCGCGUUACGACGGUUUUUACAUUGGUGAUCACCAUACAAAGUUUAGAUUACAACUGGGCAAAUUCAUCGGUGGAGAUGCAGGAGAUUCAUUGACAUAUCAUAGUGGUAUUCCGUUCAGUACCAAGGACCGCGAUAAUGAUAUGCUGGAUUAUCACUGUGCUCUUAACUACGGUGGUGGCUGGUGGUAUCUAGGCUGCCAUUACUCCAACCUUAAUGGGCUCUAUCUGAAUGGUGAAACAGAGCUCUUUGGUAGAGGAGUCGUUUGGUAUGAUUUCCGAGGACAUAACUAUUCACUCAAAAAGACAGAGAUGAAGAUCAGAAUCAAAGAUUAGGAUUGGCUGAUUCAAGAGUUUAUAUGUUAUACAGGGUAAUUAAUUUUCGGGGCUUCCUCCUCAUUCUUCAGUAAUAUGCAAUCACAGAGUUAUAGAAAUGCUUGCGUGUCAAGAAAAUAUGUCAUGGAAUAGUUUGUGUGUUUUCUUUUUGCCUUGAAAAUGGCCGCAGCUCACACCAAAGACUUAGAACAGAAGUUGCUCACACCAAAGAGCGCCGCGGCCAUGCUAAACUUGGUGUGUAUUUAAAUCGGCCAUUUCCGAGGCGAAUAUACUCUCGUAAAGAGUACUUUGCGGGAUAUAAUGAUGAUAAUAAUAGUAAUACUAAUAAUAAUAAUAAUAAUAAUAAUAAUAAUAAUAAUAAUAAUAAUAAUAAUAAUAAUAAUAAUAAUAAAUAACAUUAUUUCCAUUUUUCAUAUUUUUAUUUGAUGUAUACAUAAGAGGUUUAAUACCGGAAUGGAGCUGAUUUCGCAGAUCUAUAGGCCUACUAUAUGGCAGACUGGAAACCAAAGAUUUAAGAUGUAUUUGCUGCAAGGAACUCAUAAAUGUUCAUGUUUUAGCACACCUAUUAUCCGUAUAAUUGGAAUUGGUUAAUCAUUGAUGUUAGAAACAUUCCACUUAAUAAAUCUAAUGUUAAGUAUUACUUUUGCAAGCAUUUCUUUUCAUUAACUAUUUUUUGGCCUAUGUAAAAUUUGCAUAAGCCUAUGUUUGCUCCUGAAUACUGCUAUGCAGUACAUUAUUUUGAUGUAGUUGUUUUCGUGUAUAGGAAAGCACCUCAAGAGUAUUAUAGUAGAGUAAGUUUAUUUUUAAGUUAGCUUUGGGCCUGUUGAUUUUUUGUUUUAGUUUUGAAAACUGCUAACAUUUUUUGUCUAAAUAUAAUAAAUGAAAUGAAAUAAAA
Molecule: messenger RNA, 1651 nt
Organism: Anneissia japonica
Lineage: Eukaryota; Metazoa; Echinodermata; Crinoidea; Comatulida; Comatulidae
Product: ficolin-2-like
Exons: 2
Coding region: 349-756 (135 amino acids)
Source: RefSeq, a predicted model, not a curated record